AUGGAUGCUCCUUCUGCUUUUUUCUUCAGCCUGGAGAAAAAGAAUGGGCAGAGGAAGGAGUACAAGAGGAAGCAGAUAGAGGAGCAGCGGCAGGCCGAGCGGCUGCAGAGGCAGCUGCAGCAGGAGCGAGCGUACCUGGUGUCACUGCAGCAGCAGCAACAGGAGCCGCCGCGACCGCCGCAGGACAAGAAGCAGCUGUACCACUACAAAGACCAGGCACCAGGCAGCAACGACAAACCCGCCUGGGCCAAAGAGGUGAUGCGUCGAGCUCAGAGCAACUCGCCUCGCAUCCCUCCCAAGAAAUACCACUCCUUCAACGAGACGCGAGACGUCAACCUCGACAACCUCCUCUUACUCCCCGGUUACAAACCUCGCCGCUCCCGCCCCCCUUCCUACCCCGCCCACGUCAGUCCCUCCAGGGAUAACCUCCACGUGCCUCGAAUCCGCGUCACCUGUGUCCCCGAACAUAACCCCAACUCCUCUCAGCCGGUGAUGCGCCGGCAGAGCCCGACCAAGGGCCCCGACUCGAGGGGCCGGAGCCCCAGCCGCCGGGUCAGUCGGAGGAUGAACAGUCUCUGUGCUCCUCAUUCUCUCCCUCCUCUGUUUGAUCCUGCAGUCUGUGCAGGCUGACUUACUGACUAACCCUGGCUGGGGGAAUGAUUUCCUCUUAAAUCACUCUUAACAUUUUUAUUUCUCUAACCAGGCGGACUCGCACGCAUUAACUCUGGGCUCGCGGCAGAAAUGAUAAUGUGGUCUUUUUCCUUUCUCAUUUCUCACUGGGACCUUUUGAUUAAUUUCCUCUUUGAUUUGUGCUGUCACUGCUUCCAACCACUUUCUUUCCAAAUACUGACUCCCACUUGUUGUGUAACAGCACUGAAUCAUAUUUUUUUAUGUCAGCAGUCCUACAAUGAGAAUGGUAACAUGCAGGUGUGUUUACCAUGCUGUUACUUUUGUGCUAAUUACCAAAAAACAAACCAAAGUAUUCCACAAAUUGAGGUUUUGACCUGAUGAUCUC
Morone saxatilis (striped sea-bass) is the source of this 1015-nucleotide messenger RNA. RefSeq names its product traf2 and NCK-interacting protein kinase-like. Lineage: Eukaryota; Metazoa; Chordata; Actinopteri; Moronidae. The coding region runs from base 1 to 630 and encodes 209 amino acids. The transcript has 3 exons. The record is from RefSeq and is a predicted model, not a curated record.